UAAACUCGGGAGCUGGCGAAGCCUAGUUAUUGAAUAGAAUUAAAAAAUAAUAAUUAUAAUAAUAAAAUGAAAAUAAACUAUCCAAGAUAAUCGAAUAAUAAGAAACAUUAUAGGAAUCUGAAUUUCUGGGUCAGUAUCGGUAUCUGGAAGUAUUUAGUCUGUUCUCUAUUGUGCAAAUCACGAAAAGAGUACUGUUGAACAGAAUUGAACUACCACCAUCGGAUUCGUUAUGUUGUGCCACUUGAUUAGCACCAAACAAGGCAUACUGAAGUGAUCAUAUGCUUUGACAAAAAUCUUGAUCCAAAGCCUUAAAAACCAAGAGAGAUUAUUUCUCAACAUGUGUAGAAAGAAGACAGAAACAAUACUCAAACUUAUCUAUUAGAUAUUAACCAAGUUUAAAGCUCUUGAGCCCAGCUGAAAGGCCGCUGAAGAAGUUCCCUCUCUGUACAAACAUUUUCAGGAAAAUAAUCCUAAUAGAUAUUUCAACUCUAAGGUGUUUAGCAUACUGGUGUUAACAUGCCAACCCAUCCUUUAUUAGCAUACAUGGAAAGUCCAGAUGGGCUAGGUCAUGACAUAGUGAAUAAUACUAAUGCUAACAUGCCAGGUGCUGGCUCCAGCAUGACACCACACACAAGUAUUCAAGACAAGGGUUUGUCUCAGGCUGAAGGAUGCGUGCCUUUGGACUGUAUGUUUUGUGAGCAGACCUUUAAACACCAAGAGGAGCUUGGGCGUCACGUCCAGACCCAGCACAGAACAACACUGUGCGAGCCUGCCGUUCUGCGCGUGGAAGCAGCGUUUUUAGCUCCAAACGAGAAAGGCAGAGUAAAAGCCUCUUCUGUGCUGCAUGGAGAUAAAGACAGUAAAGAAGAGGAGGAGGAGGAGUUUAGUUGUGAAGUUUGUUGGCAGGCGGCUGAGGAUGCCACAGAUUUGGAAAAUCAUAUGAAGAAGCACAAAGACUCGUUCACUUAUAGUUGUAACGUUUGUGGAAGACGAUUUAAGGAGCCCUGGUUCCUGAAAAAUCACAUGAGGACACACACAGGGAAGCCAGGAGCAAAAAACAAGACUCAGGCUGACACAGAAGCCCCUGUGACCAUAAACGAGGUCGUUCAAGACCAAAUUACUGGGAAUGUCACUUCUCCCUACAAAAUGUGCAUGGUGUGCGGGUUCCUGUUCUCAAGCAAAGACAUUUUAAUGGAGCACAGUCGAGUUCACAACCCUGAGUCCGAGACCAAUGAUGAGGAAGAGAAGGCUGUAGAGGAACAGCCUGUUACUGGAUCGCCCGUAUCCCAAGAGUCCUUUCUUCAGCUGCUUAACCUGCGCCCGCAUGUCUCAGAAACCAGCAUGAAAGCCGAGAAGUCUGCAAAAUGGAUCGAGCAGCUUGACCCUUUUAAUACUUACCAGGCUUGGCAGCUAGCCACAAAAGGCAAAAUUGCUGUCGGGCCGGGGCAGACCAAAGAACCCGGUCACGAGAUCAGCACUGAUAAUGAAGAUUCCUGCUCAGAUAAAGAAGAACUCCAAGAAAUAUGGUCCACAAGUAGAAGUUACAAUCCAGUUAAGGAGGGCUUAAUUUGUAAACUGAAAUCUAAACGUGCCAGUGGGGACACCCCUUCCCCAGAUAUAGAUCACAAGUCUCUACAGAGCAAGGAAAAGCCAACUCAGUGUGGGGAUUGUGGGAAGACCUUCAGAACUUACCACCAGCUGGUGCUCCACUCCAGAAUACACAAGAAGGAAAGGAAUGGUGCUGAGAGUCCUAUCUCCAUUGACAGCAAGCAGUUAAGUACUGGAUCUAUGGAAAGUGGCACAUUGGACCGAACUGAAGAAUGUUCUGAAGAUGGCUCAGAAGAGGGAAUACAUGGCGAUGUAUUUCAUUCAGAUAAAAGUGAAGAUGGCUCUGAGAAAGGAAAGAGCAAAAAUCUUGGCUCCUCCAAAGAGUGCAGUUACUGCGGAAAGACUUUCCGUUCAAAUUAUUACCUCAACAUUCAUCUCCGGACACACACAGGUGAAAAACCGUACAAAUGUGAGUUCUGUGAGUAUGCUGCAGCUCAGAAGACAUCGUUAAGAUAUCACUUGGAGAGACACCACAAAGACAAACAUUCUGAAGCUGAACUUGCUGGUAAAACUUCAUCGGCAUCACUUGCUCCUGAAGAAGCCUUACCAAGCAAGGAUAAAUCUGCUCAGGAAUUAGCUUGCGCAAAAGGUGCGUCUAAACACCUUGAUAUUGACCAAAAUGCAAAACAACGCAAACAGCUGUGGUCUUCACCCACAUCCAGCAUGGUGCUUAACAGUGCUUCACGUGUUGGCUUGAAAAGUGAGCAUCUGGACAAAGCCACAGUGAUCAAGAAAUCCUGCCAGGCUGCCCGGAACACUGGAGUAAAAUCAGAAAAAGAAAGUGCUGUGUCCAGUGAUUCUUUAGGGUUGGGAAGUGGGGCCCAUGGCAUCAGUGAUUCUGUAUCACUCAAACUGAAGUUGGAAAGAAAAGAAAUAAAAGAGGAGUCAUUUGAGAAACCAUUAAAUUUGUCCUUUAAAAUGUCGCUUUCUGUUUCCUCUACCUCGGAUCCUAAGAGUGCAUUAACAACCAGUACCUGCCCAUUUUGUACUUAUAAAACUCUAUACCCAGAAGUCCUUUUGAUGCACCAGAAGUUGGUGCAUAAAUACAAGCCUGAUGUUACCAGCACAAAUGGGUUAAAAAGUACUGCUGCCCUCAAACAAAAAAGAUACACUGGAUGCCCCCCUGCCCUUGAGGGAAAAGAUGUUUCCCCCUUGCCUUUGUUUCACAGAAGCCACCCUCGGCGAACCAAGUCUCCACCUUACCAGCAAGCAAAGCCCCUUGGCAAAAUAAACCCAACUAAGACUACUCCACCUGCUGUGCAAUCGCAUGAAGUAGAAUCAAGAAAAGUAGCUCAGAACAGGAGGGGGGACACGCAGCAAAAUCCCCGUCGGCUAAAUCAAACUGAAGUUGGACAAGGCACUUCUGAAGCUCACCCCAAAAGGGACGGAGAUGUCGCUCUGUCCAGGAGACCCAAUUUUUUAGGCAGCGAAGGGCCUGUGCACAGAGGUCGUCAGGUUAGAAAUGGAGAUCUGUGGCGGGGUGAUUCUGUAAGGGUCAGCCUUUCUAAUGGGAAUGGAAACCCAGUGCAUUUGGACUUUGGAGAGCCCUCCAAUAAGAGAUGCAGGUCUUCCAGCUCAUCGAGCCAUGAGCAAGACGUUUCUGAGAGGAGUAGUUUCAUGAGAGGUGACCACCACGGCAUGCUGUUCGUUCCAGGGAGAAACAUGGUGACGUCUAGGGAAAGCUCACCCACCACAGCGGCACAUUCCUUCUCUCCAGUGAAAACGUCGCCGUCUGUACAUGCAAAUGGAGAGGAUCCAGAAUGGAAUGUAUUGAAUGUUCUCCGGUCCUACAACCCCCAUGACCUUGCUUCAUUGUACAAUUCUGGUGGCACGGGCAUGAGCCAAGGAUCUGCUGCAGUUGUAGAAGGGAAUAGGCCUUUACUCUAUCAGCAUUACCCAAGUAGCAUGCUACAAAGGAGGAACUAUCCAAGCCCUAGGAGUAAUGCACGCUCUGGACCCACUGAUAAGAAUGCUUAAAAUAUGACCAUUUGACAGAUGACUGGUCUGAAUUAAAUGAGAUUUUGUGCUCUGUUCUGUUUGCCUUUGUUUAAUAUAACAGAAUGGAAAAUAAACAAAAGUUUGAAGCUCCUGGAAUAAGAUGUGACUUGUACAUAUCUAAAACACUACUGUUAGUGUUGGCUGUGCCACAGAGAUUUUAUAUGCACCUGCCUGUAAAAUUUCAAGUUAGCUGACACUUGAAUGUUCUCCGAGGUCAUGUUAAAAAAUGAAUAUGUCCAUACAGGAUUUUUUGCAAGAGGCUUCUGUAGUUUAAUUGGAGAAUUGUAGGUGAGGAGAUAUAUAAACUAGUUUUUACAGUAACAAUAGAUCCUAUAGGACUUUUGUCUCCACAGCCUUUAAGUUAUAAAGGGUGACCUUUUUAAGUGAAAUAUUCACUCAAGUGCUUUAAAACAAGACAACAAAAGAUAGACUUAUCGGAUGCAGGUUUGGUAUUGGAAGAACUGGAGCACCUCCUUGGUGAAGCCACUUGUAUCAAAUGUCUAAUCCCUGAUUGCAAUGAACCGUAAAUUGUAAGGAAGUACUAGCUUGUCCCUUUUACAAAUACAAAUGCUAUGACAUGCCAGACCAGACCUAAAAUCUCAAAGCAAAAGCGUACUGAUGAUAUGAUAUAGUAUUUGUAGAAUGUUUGUAGAUUCUCUCUUAAAAACUGACAGUUUUAACCUCACUAGGCUCCACAUUUUAAACCUGCUGAGAGCAGACGGACUCAGAAUGAAUUACUGCACUUGUUCUCGAGUUGACUGUUGCUGCCGUGGUAUUUUCUAUGGCUUUUGAGAACUAUUCAGAAUGUGAGAACAAAGCCCACACAACCUCACACUGUUGUGCUGAGCAGAGGAGUGGAGAGUUAACAUGGAGGACACACAGACACGGACCAAAAAUGAAGUGGAACUGCUUAAAUACACAAGCUGCUGACUGUCUUCAAGGUCGAUGUUGAUUAUAAACGGACGGAUAUUAUGAUAGUGUUACAUUGGGCAGCUCAUGACAUUUCUUCCCAUUAAGUUUUUGUAAUGACUUUUUCAGUAUAAAUGUGCUUUAUGUUUAUUUCAUUUAAUUAAGUAUGGUGUAGGCACUUGCUUAUUGUACCUACUUGAAACAAUUCAACCACAAUACUUGCAGUGUGCUUGUCUACUGCUCUUUGCAUUCCAUGCACUGGACAUCGCUUCUUUGGUCAGUUUAAUUUUUGUGUUCAUGGUCUAUGUCUCCUCAAAGUGGGGUUAAAGGAGGAGGAGGGUUGUGAGGUAGAGAUGACAUUUAGAUGACGUUGGCCAUGAAUACCAAAAUCUUUAUUGGACUGACCGCAGUGGGGAUUAACCAGAAGUCUUCUGCUAUGCAAGUACAGUGUAUUCACAUACAGUAGGUACAGCACAGUUUAACGAUGUAAAUACUUGCACUGUACUUUGCUUGGUGUCACUUAGUAGGAAGUGUAACUGCCCAGCAUUUUGCCCAGUCUUGUGGAAUACGGUUCAUAGAACAUAUAAAUCAGUUCCCUUUUAUUCAGGGGUUAAUGAAUACUAGCUAAGUGGUACCAUUUAAUAUAUUUUACCUGGUCUAAACUUGAAAUCAAGUGUAGUCAUUAAAUAACAUUGCCGCCCGUUGCCUAUCUAAACGCAUUGUACUGGGAAAAUUGUUUUCAGGAUUUCUUUGUUUUUCAUUGAGAUAACACCACAUACCAUUUAAAGCUACUGUCAACACAUUUUAUUUCCAAAGAGCAAAACAGCACAAAUAUUCUUGCACUGAUUUCAAAGUUAGUUUGUGUUUUUUCAAUUGCAAAACAAAUGUAAAAAAAAAAAAAAUCAGGAUGUCAGUGCUAAAAUGCCUCGGCUACUUAAAACGGGUCUUUUCUGAUUCUUUUAACACAUUAUUGUAUAACGGGAUUGUAGUUUUAUAAUCCUUCAAUGAGGUCUUGUUCCUAAGCUGAGCCAUAUGUACAUAUUAGAUUUUUUUUAUAUAUAUAUAUAUAUAUAUAUAAUUUUGCACUUUCACAAAAUACUUGCUGGUUUAUACAGUUUUGUUAUACAAUUUCUUGAUUUCUGAUAUUUAUUGUACGCCUGCUGCAAGCUGUGCUGCUUUCUCCUGCUUUACCCAUAAAGUGGAUGUGUUACAACACAAGCAGUGUUGAGCUGUGUCACCAGAUCUAGUGCCAGCAGGUGUGCUGUUUGGACUGGCUUGAGACCUGUUAAGCUUGUGCAUUAUGUUGCUGAUGUGAAAUGCAAAAACAAUAUGCCACUACUGAUCAGACGAUGGCAAAUUUGCAUUAGUUAAGAGUUAUGUUUCCAUCUUGACACUUAUCGUAUUCAUUCUGAAAAUGUUAUCUUAUUGCAUUCUGUAUGUUUUCUGAAAUCUGUAUUCCAAACAUUUUGUUUUCUAUAAUUCAAAUGGAAUUGUAGAUUGUAGAUACUUGGUUGUUACAUUAAUUGAUCAUUUAUAUUUUCAUCUAGAGAGCAUCAUAAUGCUUCUGCAAGCUAGUUAAACACUGAAUAAGGCAGUUCAAAUGUCCCAUGAAAUGGAUGUAUUACGCAUCAGUAUUAUGUACUGGCAGAAAGGUAUUUGUUCUAAAGUUUGCAUAUUAAGGUACAUGACUAUUUUUGGUUUUCUUUUUUAUAAUUUAUUUCAUGAUGUGGGAUUAUUUUUAAAACUUUCGGUGUAAGCAAUACAUUGUUCUUUAUUUGUGAAAUUUACAGUGUACUGCCUGUACGUUGGUUGAAACAUAUCACUUAAUUCAGUUUGUAAAUAUAGAUUUAGAGUUUUGCA
Molecule: messenger RNA, 6375 nt
Organism: Acipenser ruthenus (sterlet)
Lineage: Eukaryota; Metazoa; Chordata; Actinopteri; Acipenseriformes; Acipenseridae
Product: zinc finger protein 217
Exons: 6
Coding region: 517-3585 (1022 amino acids)
Biological process (GO): regulation of DNA-templated transcription
Cellular component (GO): nucleus
Molecular function (GO): DNA-binding transcription factor activity, RNA polymerase II-specific; RNA polymerase II cis-regulatory region sequence-specific DNA binding
Source: RefSeq, a predicted model, not a curated record